Messenger RNA from Ostertagia ostertagi, 420 nucleotides. The record is from the annotation of a GenBank genome assembly. NCBI's taxonomy places the organism in Eukaryota, Metazoa, Nematoda, Chromadorea, Rhabditida, Trichostrongylidae.
AUGGAGCUGAUUCACCAUGCGGCAUGCACAGGUUGUAUUGGUGGCGCAAUUACGUGUAGAACAAUAGGAACCAGUGACGUGGAUCGAACAACGCCUGCUCGGCCUCAUUGUUCUUUCGAUGACAAUGAUGGCGACGAGGACUGGCCAGGAUAUCUAUGUGUGCGGAUUCACGUUGGUGGCCGUCCACCGGAUGAAUUCUCCGAGGGCAUCGAAACGUCAUUCACGGGAUGUAUGGCGAGAAUGCAAUUGAAUUCGGUGGAUCUGCUGAGCUUCGCGCCAAGAGAUGGAGGCCAUAAGUGUCAGAUGUCCAAACCACCGUCUCUGACGUUGCACGAAUCGGCCAAAGCAUUCAUUCCAUUCUCGUUCCUGCCGUUCUCGUCGAAUGCGAGAGUGCAGUUCUGUGGCACGUGCUACUCUUAA